AUGAAAGAAAGAAUAGAACAGAGGAAGAAGAAAAAGAGAUUAGAGAAAUCAAAAGGCAACAAAGUGCAUUUCAAAACUUCAAAAAACUCUGAAACCCAAAUUUCACAGAGAGAGAAGAAGAGGCUUUUCAUUCUUCAACUCUCUCUCUCUCUCUCUCUGAAACCCUAACCUCGUUCACGAACUUCUUCUUCCUCACACGCCAUCAUUCCGGCAACCGGCGCCGGAAAUAGCUUAUGACUCCUCGCCGGCGAACACUCCGUUCUAUUAAUUUAGCUAAGCUAGGUUUCAGUUUCAUACCGAAUUCAGAGAUCUCAACUAAUUAACCGAUUUUGUUAAUUUUUAUUUUUUUGAUUUAUUUUUUGAAUUAAGCAUUGUAACUGUCGCCGAACGUGGAAACCGUUACCGAUCACCGGUUACGGAUCCCGAUGGCGAGGGGAGGACAGUGUUUCGAGAAGCUUCGGAGGUGUAUUCGGACGGUUUUUUUCGUGGCGGCAUUGGUGGCGUCGUUGGUGGUGACGUCAUUGCCGGUGGUUGUGGCCGUUGUUGAUGUGCUUGUUCCUUGCGUUUUGAUUUCGAGGUUCACGUGUGUCAGGUGUUAUGGUUUCAAGGAGCAUUUGAGUCGUUACUCUUUUAAGAGUUCCUUGACGGAUAUUCCUCUUGUUUCCAUCAUAAGAUCCUUCGUCAUUAUCUGUGUUUAUUCAAUUUGUGAUGGUCCCGCUCUCUCACAUGGUCCUUAUCUUGGAACAGUGACUCUGUGUUCAUUUGUUUCGAUUGUUGUCCUUUCCGUCAAAGCUUGUGUUUUCACUGUCAAUUCUCAGAUUGAAGGGGAAGCUUCGGUUUCCCUUGCAAGGAAAAUACUCCAUUUGAAAAAGUCGUGGGGAAUGCCUGUCUUAUUUCUCUCGUCAGUUGUGUUUGCCCUCGGCCAUGUCGUGGUUGCUUAUAGAACCAGCUGCAGAGCAAGGAGAAAGCUCCUAUUUCAUCGUGUUGACCCUGAAGCUCAGGUCCUUUCAUGCAAAAAUGUUUUCUCUAGCUAUCAGAAGGCCCCACGCUCUCCGAUUCCUUCUGGAGGGAGAACCCCAAAAAGUGAAAGUGAAAUGAAGCGGAGACCCUUUGGAGCAGCUCGUGAUGAAGAAGUGCCAGUUAGAUUACUUGCAGACUCUGACAGCUUAUUCAUCACCUGUCAAGGUCUUACUCUCCAUUACAAGCUAAGCCUGCCUGGGUCACCUCCUUCACUUAGCUUGUCCUCAUCUUCAUUCAUUGAAUCUAGUUCUGUUUGCUACACUUCAUCAAUGUCUGGGGGAGUAUCGAAAUUUAGUAGACAAUUGCCAUACGUGUCUUCGAAAAUCCAGCGGCAACUAUACAGGACAUAUAGCAAUCAAUUCCAAGACUCGUCUUCUUUAUAUGCUCCUCUCUUAGAUGGUCCAGUAACGUCUCCGCUUAUUUCUGAAGAUAUCCCUGUUUUUCAUCUAGAUGAAAUUUGUGAAGAUGGCGAAACAGUUAAAUCAGAUAUCCCGUCUUUGGAUCAAAAAGUAGAGGGCAGUGGCCAAGUGGGUAUUGUUUUAAUACACGGCUUUGGUGGAGGAGUAUUCUCUUGGCGGCACGUAAUGAAUUCUCUCGCUCGGCAGAGUAAUUGUACGGUUGCUGCCUUUGAUAGGCCUGGUUGGGGAUUGACUUCAAGGCUGCGGCGGGAGGACUGGGAGAAAACAGAACUGCCUAAUCCUUAUAAACUUGAAAGUCAGGUUGACCUGCUGUUGUCUUUCUGUUCGGAGCUUGGAUUUUCGUCAGUUGUGCUAAUUGGUCACGAUGAUGGAGGGUUGCUUGCUUUGAUGACUGCACAAAGAGUUCAAAGGUCAAUGAAUUCUUUCAACGUUACAGUGAAGGGGGUUGUAUUGGUAAAUGUUAGCUUGUCUAGGGAAGUAGUUCCUUCAUUUGCCAGAAUCCUUUUGCACACCUCACUUGGAAAGAAGCAUUUGGUUCGGCCACUACUAAGAACAGAAAUCACUCAAGUGAUCAAUCGGCGUUCAUGGUAUGAUGCUACCAAACUGACACAGGAAGUUUUGAGUCUCUAUAAGGCUCCAUUAUACGUAGAAGGAUGGGAUGAAGCAGUUCAUGAAAUUGGUAAAUUGUCAUCUGAAAACAUCCUUUCUGCAAAAAAUGCAGAAUCGUUGCUACAAGAUGUAAAAGAUAUUUCAUUGUUGGUCAUAGCUGGUGCUGAAGAUUCACUGGUUUCUCUGAAAUCUUGUCAAACGAUGGCAUCAAAAUUUGUGAAUUCUAGACUGGUUGCAAUCUCAGGAUGUGGCCAUCUACCUCACGAAGAAUGUCCAAAAGCUUUGCUUGCAGCAGUAUUACCCUUCAUCGGUAAACUAUGCUCUGUAUAUAACUCACAAAGUUAGUAGGUCACCUCUUUCCAAGUUCAUACAUAGGUCAAUCCAUUGUAGGGCACUUUUCCUUUCUCGUGUCAUUCUCUUGAUUUUCUUUCCUUUCAUCGCCUUUUACGCUAUAUUACUUCAAGAGAGAGAUCAAAGGCAACAUCUUUCUCUUGGGUAUUUUUGAUGUGUCAGUUUUAUUUUUAACCUUUUUUGUUGUUUAGAUGUCAAUAGUUGAGCUGCUUGUCGCUUCCCACAAAAAGAAAGUGGGAAGUAGAUGGCAUAAUUUGUAAAUUUAUCAUGAGAUUGAUAUUGAAUAUAAUUUAGAAUGGUUGUUUCCA
This is a messenger RNA of Medicago truncatula (barrel medic), 2707 nucleotides long. RefSeq lists its product as uncharacterized. Lineage: Eukaryota; Viridiplantae; Streptophyta; Magnoliopsida; Fabales; Fabaceae. The transcript has 7 exons. The record is from RefSeq and is a predicted model, not a curated record. Bases 426 to 2393 code for a protein of 655 amino acids.